CAAGUGUCAAAAACAGCUGUCAAAGUGUCAUCAAAGUGAAUGAAGUUUAUUGAUCGAGCAAAGAAAAUUUUCAAAUCAUUUUCGCAAUUCCCAUUUGCUCUUUCUUCAGAAAAUCUUUACAAAAGAAAGAAUGUUGACUGCAAUGGUUGGAUAAUCUUGAAAUUGAUAUCAAAAUGAUGUACGUUAUCAAUGAAUUAAAAAAGAAAGGCAAUGUCGACGAGAAAGAAAAAGCUGAAAUCAUUCAAGAUGUAAAUAAUCGUGUUGGUGGCGAUAUCAAUGACUUGGUUAACGCAUAUAACUUGGAGAAUGAAUUAAGUUUGCGUAAAAAACAUUUGGUCAGCUGCCUUAACUUAGCCAACAAUGAGGUGCCGUCGAAAAUAUUUUCGGCAAUCAGAAAAGCCAUAUCAAACACCAAUGAGGUGGAAAACUUAAAGGCGAGACGGGAAGCUCUUGAUGCAAGAGUAGAGACCUUCUACAAUGAAACAGAGUCGCUAAGAACAGAACUCAAUAAAAGAUUCACAGCCAUCAACAAGUUAGAACAGGCCUUGGAGUAUAUGAAAUCUUAUGAGAAGAUAGAUGCUUUGAGUCGCCAAAUGAAACAAUGCAGCGAUGAUGAACUGAUGGUCUUAUUAUACGGAGACCUGAAAGAGAUGUCCAAGGUGUACAACAAAGGACAUCGGGCUACAUACAUCAAAGAGUACUUGCAUUACUGGCAUAAUGUGCUAAAAGACAAGAUAACAAACCAUUAUGAAGAUGUCCUGAAGCAAAUAAAAUGGCCAUUUGUCACCGGUUCUGAGAAUGCAACACCUCCUAAGGAAGCACUUGUGAAGUUCAAAAAUCUCACUAGAUAUUUAUUUCUGAUACAAGAGCCUGAGGAUCAGACAGCGAAGCCUGUUUCUGAAGAAGUUACCCCUGAAAGCAACCCAUGCCUCCCCGUGAAGAUUCUCCUACGACCUUUGAAGAAGCGAUUCCUGUUCCAUUUCACUGGGACUAGACAGACGGCUCGCAUUGACAGACCGGAAUGGUUCUUGACCCAAACCCUUACCUGGAUCAAGGAUCAUCAGGCAUUUGUCAGCGCUCAUGUCCAACCUAUUGCUGAAAAGCUUGAUCUGAACAAUGUUAGGGCUGUGGACGAAUUCAAUGCUGGCCUGAUUGCCCUAGCAGCUGAACGCUUGUACACUGUGCUAGCAUUGUACCACACACAAGUGGCUAAAGGCGAGAUAGUCGAUGUAGACGCAGCCUUUGCGCAUGCGGUGGAUGAGACGCUCGGGUUUAAUAGAGAGCUGACCAUACUGAUUGGCCGCGAGGAGAACAGUGUGCUCUCUGUGUUGACUAAAGCUGAGACAUUUGUGCGAUGGCUGUCGGUCGAGAAGAAAUAUGCCCUGGCCAAGAUGGAUGAGACCCUGGGCAACGACCAGUGGGGCGAGCCGGUGGCGGCGGGCGUGGGCGCGGCCAGCGGCGCCGUGCUGUGGGUGCCGCGCGCCGCCGACUGGUUCGUGUCGCUCCUCAAGACCAUCGAGGACAGAUACGCCGCGCUGCCGCAGCCGGGACACAGACUGCAGUUCCUGGAGCUGCAACUGGAGCUGAUCGAGGAGUGGCGCGUGCGCCUGAUGCAGCUGAUGAACGCGGCGGUGGAGACGCUGACGCCGGAGUCGUUCCUGGCGGCGCGCGGCGCGCAGGCGCUGCCCGCCGUCGUCAACGCCGCGCACUACACGCGCUCCGUGCUGCUGCAGCGCGCGCACUCGCUGCACUACCUCCAGCUGCACUACUACCGGCGGCAGUUCCUGCACUUCACGCAUCAGCACCACGAGGAGGACUCCACGUCUUCCUCCAGCUCUGAUGACGAGGACAGCGAGGAGCAAGAGGAAAUCAAACCUAAGCCAGAAGGGCAAAUGGAAGACGCCAUGUCGUUGAACGAAGUGGAACAACGCGCUAAGAAAAUGGCUAUAAAUGCAAUAAGCCGAAGAAAUUCACACAUCACAGAUCCAAGUCAGAUCGAUAUUGACAUCUAUACCGCUUUGUGGUUAACAUCGUCGCCGAUCGCUAACUUGGCUGUGACCGAGCCGCUGGGCGUGGAUGAAGAUAUCGAAGUGGCUGGAGUGUUUGCCGAAGCGCCGGCGCUGUUGGCCAGGGUGCGUGACGCUGGACUGGCGAUUUUGUCUGAACACAUACUGCUGGAGUUCAAGGCUGGACUGCGCGAUUAUAAGCGGCAGAAAUGGCACGGGCUGGUGGUGGUGGAGGCGCGCGCGCUGUCGGUGUCGGCGGCGCUGUGCGGGCCGCUGGGCGCACUGUGCAUGCGCAUGCGCGGUGCGGGCGCGGCGCUGGCCCCGCCGCUCGCCGCCGCCCUGCGCGCGCACCUCGCCGCCGAGCUCGACCACCACAUCUACCAGGAGGUGGUCCUGGAGAGUUGGUUCAACACGGGCGGCACGAUGCAGUUCACGCACGACGUGAAGAGGAACCUCGUGCCGGCCUUCGCGCCACCCAACAAGGUCGCUUCGCAAGUCAACCAACUGCCGAAGUUGCUAGAAGCGUGCAAACUCCUCAACCUGGACUACGACGACGCGCGUCGUCUCCGAACGAUGUUGGCCAAGAGCGCCCCCCCGGGCAUCGACGGGCUGUCCUGCCAGGGCAUCCGGCACAUCACGCCCAGCGAGGCCCUGCAGAUCCUCAACCAGAGGACGGACCUUAGUGACGCCACCAGUCCAACAUCAGUCAUGGAGUUAUUCUGAGGGUUCGAAGGAGGAGGUGUUUAAAGCGGCUUCAAUGGUUUGGAUUGGAAACAGCUGGUUAUAAUGCGUUCGUUAUUUUCUUUUAUUUUUAAGCAUUAAUACACUGUUGAUUUCAGAAUAUUUUCAGAAUUCAGACAAGAAAUUUUAUUAAGACCAAAGAGCUGAUGCAAUUUGAUCAAAAAUGAAAAUUUAAUUCGAAAAUUCGGAUUUGUUAAUAUCGCAGGCAUUUUAAAAGAAGUGAACAUUUUUCUAAGAUGCAAAAUGUGAUUUUUAACGUCACAAAAAAUCUAAUAGUAUUUGUAAAAUAAAAUGUCAGUCUAAAAUAUAAUGAAACAAAAUUAACAUUGAAAGAAAACAAAACUGUUCCAGAUAGAUAGUUAUUUAUUGGUCAUUUCUCAUUGAAUAUUAAAUUCUCAUUUUCAGCACUUUUUUGUUUUUUUUUUUAUAUUGGAAAGACAAGGUAUUGGUAAUUUGUAAAGCCGCUGAAGCGUACGCCUCCUCCUACGAUAGUAAUGUUAUAGUGUGUGUAUAAUCGGUGUCUAUGCUGUCACGUGGUUGAUUAAUUACGCUAACCUGACGAUUUAUUUAAUGGGUAUUAUGUGUUGAAGGUAUUUGAUAUUAUAUAAUAUAAUAUCAGCCCUGUAUUAUAUACUAUCCCACUGGACACGGGCCUCCUCUACUACUGAGAGGGAUUAGGCCUUAGUCCGCCACGCUGGCCUAGUGCGGAUUGGUAGACUUCACAUACCCUCAAAAUUUCUAAAAAGAAUUUCUCAAAUACGCAGGUUUCCUCACGAUGUUUAACUGUACCGUUAAAGCAAGCGAUAAUUCACAAAGAAUAGAAUUUGAUAUUAUAUGGUAAUUUAAUUGUCUCUGUAAUAUAAAUUUUACAAAACAAAAAAUAUUUUUCAAUAACAAGAUAACUAGCAAAUCGAUAGGAAUUUUAUUGCAUUAAAUAUUGGCUUUAAAACGUAAUUUGAGGCUUCAAAAGUUUGAAAUUAUGGCAGAGUAUUGUUUCAUGACUACAAAAAAAACAUCCAGGCGAAUUGAGAACCUCCUUUUUUGAAGUCGGUUGAUACAUUGGAUAUCGUUAUUGCAGUAAGCAUGAUUAAUUCGCAUUUAAUUACCCACGUGAGAGCUAUGUUAUUUAUUCAUCUACAUCUAGAUUUAAGAUAUUCAUAAAUGUCUCAUUAAUUCAGAUUAUGCAUCGAAUGCAAAUUAUGUAUAUUGGAUAAAGUAUAUAAAGGAAAGUCAUAAAAACUUUAAACUAUUUUUAUUUAACAAAAUAAUGUACAAAAUUAUAAACUAUUCCAUUUUAUUUCUACAUUGUCUUUAUUUGUAUGGAAUAAUGAUGUCUCAGUGUGUAACAACUCGUAAAUAUAUGUUAGAAGCAAAAAUGCAAAUUAAUUCAGAUUCAUUCAAAAUCUAUAAAUUUUGAUCUAAUGGUGUCUAUUUACUAUCAAUGUACUAUUAAAGUCAAAUAAAUGUAUUACUUAGAACAUCUCUUAUCUAUAUUUACAAUCUUCCCGAUUUUUAAUCAGCAUUUUGAGUGCAUAUUGUCUCUUUCUUUCUUACCCUGAGUCAUGACAGGAGUGAAAGAGACAAAAUCAGUCAAAAUUCUGAUAAAAACUUUUAUAGGUAAGGUGUUAGUGGCUAAGUCAAUAUUUAUGUAGUCCAUUGUUCUAAACGUAUCUUACCCUAUAUCAGCAAAUACACAGAGUAAACCCUCUUAUAAUUUUAAGGCAAAGGUAGUUAAAACGUAAUGCCAAAAGGUUACAUUUAGAAAAUAAAUAGUACGCAUAUUCAUUGAUAUUUGUCGUAUUGGAAAUCUGACAUUUUUCUUAGACUAUUUUCUUGUACUCCUUUAAAGACUUCGAUCGUUAAGAUAUAAAACAAUUUAUUUCAGACGAUCACUAAUGCAUUUAAAACUUUUGAGAUACAUUUUAAUAUUUUUUUUAAAUUUAAAUAAUUUAUCGUUAUACAACUGGAUGACAUUAAAUCUUAUGUUUUAUUUGUCUCUGUAUUGUCUAUUAGUGUUAUCUCUUCAAUAACCACUAUAAUAUAAAUAGAGUAUUAUAAUUGCGUCGGAUAUUGUACUAAACACAUUAUCUCUUAGGCGGGUAUAAAGCUAGGUUUAGACUAGAAAGUUCUUGCUGAAAUGUAUUGCGGAACUUUCAGAUGCGUUCACACAAGCGGCAAUUUUUCAAUAGAUAAUUUGCUGCACGUCUUGCAAGUCCUUUGCUUACAGUCUUCGAAACCUCGGGAGAAAAUUACAAUAUAAAUAACCGCGAAGCCUCUAAAUAAGUUUUAUUUCAAUAUCUAAUAUCCGAGUACACAUAAGUCAUAUAUAUAAUCAUUACUGUAAAAAAUACUUGCACUUCUACUAGCAAUUUUGAACUUCUGCAAGUUUUCUUGCUAAUCUAUACCUCGCUUUAUACCCAUAGCUUACCAUUUAUCUUAUAAUAUACAGCAUACAGAUCUCUGGAAUGGCACCACCGCACCCCCAAGUUAAUGUAUACCAUAAAAUACUUAAAAUAAAUAAUCGUUCACA
Messenger RNA from Manduca sexta (tobacco hornworm), 5277 nucleotides. RefSeq names its product RAD50-interacting protein 1 (gene Rint1). The record is from RefSeq and is a predicted model, not a curated record. Bases 174 to 2729 code for a protein of 851 amino acids. Gene Ontology annotation, cellular component: Dsl1/NZR complex. The transcript has 15 exons. Gene Ontology annotation, biological process: regulation of ER to Golgi vesicle-mediated transport; retrograde vesicle-mediated transport, Golgi to endoplasmic reticulum; endoplasmic reticulum to Golgi vesicle-mediated transport. NCBI's taxonomy places the organism in Eukaryota, Metazoa, Arthropoda, Insecta, Lepidoptera, Sphingidae.